AUGGGAAAGCGCAAGAGUUCGAAAAAGCCCCAGUCGAGAAUCAGCCAACCCUUGCCACCUGACCUAGACACAACAUUCAACUGUCUUUUUUGCCAUCACGAGAAGAGUGUGACAUGCAAGAUUGACAAGAAGGAGGGCUGGGGUACCUUAGUUGCAAAAUUUGUGCUCAGCAGUAUCAGUGCAAAAUACAUCACCUGUCCUGAGCCUAUAGAUGUAUAUUCCAGUUGGAUUGAUGCCUGUGACGAGGCACAAGCAAGCACACGUCCCGCAGUUUCGUCCAGAAGACUUGCGGCCAUUGAAAGUGACGAAGACUGA
Molecule: messenger RNA, 315 nt
Organism: Rhizoctonia solani
Lineage: Eukaryota; Fungi; Basidiomycota; Agaricomycetes; Cantharellales; Ceratobasidiaceae
Product: transcription elongation factor 1
Exons: 4
Coding region: 1-315 (104 amino acids)
Biological process (GO): transcription elongation by RNA polymerase II
Cellular component (GO): transcription elongation factor complex
Molecular function (GO): RNA polymerase II complex binding
Source: RefSeq, a predicted model, not a curated record